AUGCCAACGGUAACUGGUCACACAAAUCACCGUGGCAUUUCAGGACGCUGGGCGUAUCGGCGACGAAAUGAAGCAUGCAGCAUGCGUGGUAGCGGUGUCACGGCUGCGCGGUCCUGCCUUCAACCCCUGGUGUCCGCCAGUCGCUACCUCGCCGUGCACGCCCUUCCCGGUGAUCCUCUCUACUUCGUCGUUGAGGCCAAGUCUCGAGUAAAAGAAGUAUAUGCGCAAACAUGCGUACUGCUUGGGCAACAGGGCAUGCGAGAUUGCGAACUUUUUGGCCUGGCAAUACUAUCAGACGGCGAGUACCUAUUCGUAGAUCCCGAGAAUAAACUCAGCAAAUACGCUCCUAAAAAUUGGCGAAGUUCACAUACCUACGGCUUGGAUAGCAGUGGAAGACCAGCAUUUGUCCUCUACUUUCGUGUUAGAUAUUACAUUGAUACUCCAUUAUUAUUAAGCGAUGAAACAACGCGGCACCAUUAUUACCUGCAACUGCGCGACAAUGUCGUCCGUCAUGGAGGCGGAGUGGAGAGCCUCCACCCUCACCACCCCCUUCACACUCCAGAGAUCGUCAGCCCUCUGCUGGUACUGGCGGGGUUGGCGCUGCAAGCGGACAUGGGGGACUACAGCGAGGAGCGACACCGUCCCCACGCGGGGACAGUCGGUUAUUGCAAGCCGACGGACUACCUCCCGCCCCACAUGUGUCUGGAGGCGAACGUCCUCGGGGUCCUGGCCUCCCAGCACCGGGACAACCGCGGGCUCUCCCGCGAGGAAGCCGAGCUCCAGUACAUACGCGAGGCUGUCCUCCUGGAGGCUCCGCUCAACGCCCACCUGUACCGGCUGCGACGAACCAAGGGCGAGGUCGGCCCCGGGAGGAUCCUCCUGGCGAUCUGCGCUCGCGGAGUCACCAUUUACACCGAGCAGGAGACGCCCAGGAUCUUCGCCUGGAACAACAUCGGCAAGCUCUGCUUCGACCGGAAGAAGUUCGAGAUCCGGGCGGUGGAUCACCCCGACAAACUCACCCUCUACAGCGGCUGCGACGACAAGAGCAAGCUUCUCUUGGGGCUCUGUCGCGACACCCACCAGUUCUCGAUGGCCAUAGCGCCUCGCGUCACCGAGGCUCUCAGGAGGGAGGAAGAGGAGCGGAAAGUCCUCAGAGACUGCUACAUGUAUCCUGCCAGGUGCAAGCUCAGCAUGACGGCUCGUGGCUCCAGGAGAGACCAGAGGAUCUCCGUCAUUUCCAGCACUUCGUCUAACACCACCUCGGGGAUUGUCAGCGAUCGCGUUCACAGCGAAGAUGAACCUGACACUGCGCCUGCCUCCACUGAGUGUCUCGCCAGGUUGACCGAAAAUUCAAGUCCUAUUGUCAAGAAGAAAGUUUCUUUGACCAGCGAGGAGCCAUCUCGUUCUUCUUCCCCAGUAGCACCAGCGGGCGACGAGGUAGACGGCACAGAAACCUUCACAGCAACCACAACCCGCCGCUCAGCAACAAACCCUUGCACCGAAGGUUCUCAAUGCAGCAGCAGCUGCAGCACAGUAGUAAUAAACCCCCUAACCAACAACCCAGUAUCCUCCCGACCCCGCCGCCCCUCCGGGAGCUCAAGCCUCGAACUCGGUUACUCCCACACCGCCCAAAACUCAGCAGUGUCUUCAGAAUCAACCAGCUUCCCAGGAGUAAUCUACCGAGAAGACCGGUGCAAAAAAUCAAAUAAAUCCUUCGCAGACACCACCAGUGCGUCAACUUUACCCGACGAAGGUUUCACAGGAACAGACAUCGCGAGCGAGACCAGCGGGGUCUACACCAUGCGAAGUUCCGGGAUCCAGGACGAGAGAAUCACCGAAUUAUACUCGCCCUCCGGCGACGCGAACGAGUCGAUCUCAAAUAGCGACGUCUGCGCCCUCAGUUCAGUCCAAUCAACCACCGACGAAGCCUCCGUGACCUCCGGGUUCUACACAAUUCACAGCGAGCUCAGGUCCGAGAACAGCGACGUCUACACCGAGGACGCGAACCAGGACCAGGAGCCUAUCUACAGCAUCUGUAAGGGUGAUGACGAGGAACUUUCCGGGCCUCCCGAGCAGCACCUAGACCUUGAAGAUCUUCGAUCUCGCAGCAAUAGCAUCCUCAGCACAGGCAGCUUCCGCGGCGACGGGAGUGACCCUCCAGGAAUCGGACCCUUGCUGUCCGCUGAUGAGCUCUCUGACCUCAUAGUCGGGAGGUAUCCUCCCAGGAAGACUAUUAGCACUUCAAUGGACUCCGACUGCGAUUAUGUGACCAUGCCUCCUCCUCCAGCUCCUCCUCCAAGGAUAGACAGUGAGCAGCCGACUCCUCCGCCUUAUCCGUCAAAUCUAGACUUCAGAGACUUGUCCAAGUCUCUGAAUUCCUCCCGGGUGAUUCCUUCCGGAGAAAGAGAGCCUCCUCCUCCGCCGCCGUACAACGCUCCAAGGGUUGACUUUGUUCCUCUGCCUCCAAGAAGAACCGAGCCUCCUCCGCCGCCUCCUUACACUUCUCCUCGCGAGAGGAUCCAGAUUCCUCCUCCAACUCCUCCCAGAAACGACGCAGUCACUCCCAGAGAACCUCCGCCUCCUCCGCCUUACCCUCAGAUCACAGAGGCCAUUUCCAAACUCUACCCCAAUAAUCUGGUUGAGGAACCUCCCAGAAUUCCUGGGGGUAAAAAUAACCUCUCUGGAAUGAGCAACCUUAGCAUGAAUUUAAUGAAGAAUAUGAACAUUAAUUCUCUGCCCUUACCUGCAAAGUCUUCUGGAAAAAAUAAAGCCUCCGAGGCACCUCCAGCCCUGGCUCCUAAGGCUCCUAAGCCACCUCCAAGAAUCCAGCCUCCGACUUACCCGGGAGAUAAAAUGAAGCCUACUCCAGUUCAUGCUCCGGUGGCGGCGCUGGUGGUUGGUCCGAAUAAUUAUCUGGAUGUUCAUGCUUCAAGAAGCGGACCGGUUUUGCUGCCGUACUUGGGCUCGCCGACGCCCCAGCCACCGCCACCUCCUCCGCCGCCGAUGGUUCAUAUGAGGCAACCUCCUCCGCCGCCGCCCAGCUUGGCCACUGUCUACACCAGCCAGGUCGCCAGGUCUCAAAUUGAGCAGUACAGGCAGCAGCUUUACUCCGAUGUUGACUAUGUCAUGUUCCCGCUUAAGGAUCCGGCGAUUUCUAAGCAGGAGUAUAUUGAUGUUAAACAAGGCUCGCUGUUAUCGGGCCUGGCUGCAUAUCCUCCGCCGCCGUACCCCAGUUUUGGGGGGAAUAAGUCCUCGGUGGUGUACCGGAGCACGCCCUAUUUGCCAGGGUCGUCGUUUUCUUCGAGUACUAAGUAUGCGAGCAACUUGAAUUUGAGCGAUACUAGCUCUAAUUAUCCGGUUCAUGGGAAUCUUAGUAGUCAUUAUGCUGCUAGUACUAGCUCGUUGUACAGUGGCGCUACUUGUUCUUCUUCGGUUGGGAGUCACAGUUUGAGGAGGGAACCCUCUGGUCCGGCUAAUACUUAUAAUCAUAAUACUUUCUCGAGGACUAGGAGCGAUGAAAAUAUUCUUAAGUGCUUUGAAGCUCCGGCUAAGGGCAAGCUGCAGUCUUUGCCGCAGACUAAGCAUCGACGACUACCGCCGCCGCCUCCACCGCCUCCUUAUGAGAUUCAGAACCUGGAGAAAAACCAACCCCUGCCUUCAGCAUCAUCAGCAACUUGUUCUUCAACAACAAACACGACAAGCAUAGCUGAGAACGAAGGUAGCAAAGAAGACGGAAUGCUCGACAUACGAACUCUUCGCGAGAAGAGUAGGAACCUGGAUUUGCCCUUAAUAUCCGCGCUCUGCAACGACCGGUACUUACUCAAGCAAACCAAGGCAUUCGUACUGCCGAAGCAUCCCGCAGAGAGUUCGUCAUCUCCAGCGGCAGCGUCGUCAAAUUCUGUCACGACAACUACAGCUUCUUCCAGCAAGAACUUAAUAGGUCUGUCACGGGACACCACCACCAGUUCCAUUUCCAGCAGGAACAAGUACCCGGUCAGUGGACUGUCCACUACCCAGAUUGUCAAGCCCCCGAGGAAACUGUCAGCCACAAACCAAGGCAUUCGUACUGCCGAAGCAUCCCGCAGAGAGUUCGUCAUCUCCAGCGGCAGCGUCGUCAAAUUCUGUCACGACAACUACAGCUUCUUCCAGCAAGAACUUAAUAGGUCUGUCACGGGACACCACCACCAGUUCCAUUUCCAGCAGGAACAAGUACCCGGUCAGUGGACUGUCCACUACCCAGAUUGUCAAGCCCCCGAGGAAACUUUACUAAGUUAUCAUACACGUAUUUUUAUACUCGAGAUUUUAAGU
This is a messenger RNA of Cotesia congregata, 4308 nucleotides long. The record is from the annotation of a GenBank genome assembly. NCBI's taxonomy places the organism in Eukaryota, Metazoa, Arthropoda, Insecta, Hymenoptera, Braconidae.